AUGUGGAGUUCAGCAUUUACUAGAUCAUUUUCGUAUAGAGAAGAUGAUGAUGAUGAGGAAGAUGAUGAUGAGGAAGCACUUCGCUGGGCUGUUUUGGAAAGAUUACCUACUUUUAAUCGUGUUAGGAGAGGGAUUUUUCAGAAUGCUGAUGGAGUUUCUAAUGAAAUCGAGAUUGGUGAUUUGGAACUUCAGGAACAGAAACUUGUUAUGGAUCGUUUGUUUAGUUCUGUUGGUGAUGAUGUUCAACAAUUCUUUAGUCGUAUGCGCCAGAGAUUCGACGCUGUAGAUUUGAAAUUCCCAAAGAUUGAGGUUCGAUUUGAGAAGCUGAAGAUCGAUGCUUAUGUUCAUGUUGGGAGUAGAGCAUUACCAACAAUUCCAAACUUCAUUUUUAACACAACAGAGGCUUUUCUGAGGCAAUUGAGGAUUGUUCCAGGCAAGAGAACGAAGUUAUCUAUUUUAGAUAAUAUCAGUGGGAUCAUUAAGCCAUCCAGAUUGACAUUAUUAUUGGGCCCUCCAAGUUCUGGAAAGACGACAUUGCUUUUGGCACUUGCUGGUCGGCUUGGGCCUGGUCUACAGACGUCGGGGAAGGUUACAUACAAUGGACAUGGUCUAAAUGAAUUUGUCCCUCAGAGGACCUCUGCUUAUGUUAGUCAAGAGGACUCUCAUAUUGCCGAGAUGACUGUCAGAGAAACCCUUGAGUUUUCCGGUCGCUGUCAAGGUGUUGGAAGCAAAUAUGAUAUGCUCUUGGAACUCUCUAGAAGAGAGAAGAAUGCAGGAAUUAAACCUGACGAAGAUCUCGAUAUAUUCAUUAAGGCAUUAGCUUUGGGGGGAGAUAAGACAAGCAUUGCAGUCGAGUACAUUUUGAAGAUUUUAGGAUUAGACAUCUGUGCUGACACGUUGGUGGGAGAUGAAAUGCUUAAAGGCAUCUCUGGGGGACAAAAGAAGCGUCUUACUACUGGUGAAUUGUUAGUUGGUCCAGCUAGAGUGUUAUUCAUGGAUGAAAUAUCUACUGGACUUGACAGCUCAACUACGUAUCAAAUCAUAAAGUAUCUUAGGCAUUCAACCCGUGCGCUUGAUGGGACCACAGUUAUUUCACUGUUGCAACCAGCUCCAGAGACUUACCAGCUGUUUGAUGAUGUUAUUCUUUUAUGUGAAGGGCAAAUUGUAUACCAGGGACCCUGUGCGUCUGCUCUUGACUUCUUCGCAUUCAUGGGUUUUAAGUGUCCUGAGAGAAAAAAUGUGGCUGAUUUUUUGCAAGAAGUGAUAUCUAAGAAAGAUCAAGAGCAGUACUGGUCAGUUCCUGAAUGUGCUUACGAGUACAUCCCAGUGGUAAAGUUUGCAGAAGCUUUUCGCUCAUUCCAUGUUGGUAAAAGUUUGUCAAAGAAACUCUUGGUUCCAUUCGAUAAACGUAGGAACCAUCCAGCAGCACUCUCAACUUCAAGCUAUGGUAUGAAUGUGUCUGAGCUUCUCAAGACCAGCUUUUCUUGGCAGCUGCUGCUGAUGAAAAGGAAUUCAUUCAUUUAUGUUUUCAGAUUUGUACAGCUUCUGUUUGUCGCUAUAAUUACAAUGACUGUAUUCUUCCGCACAAAAAUGCACCACCAAACAUUCGAGGACGGAGGCAUAUAUCUUGGGGCACUGUACUUUGGUAUGAUAAUGAUUCUAUUCAAUGGAUUCACGGAAGUUUCUAUGUUGAUUGCGAAACUUCCCGUUCUAUACAAGCAUCGGGAGUUACGUUUUUAUCCAGGAUGGGUUUACACGCUUCCAUCUUGGGUCUUAAGUAUUCCUAGUUCUGUUCUGGAGUCUGGUAUGUGGGUCGCGGUCACAUAUUAUGUUGUCGGAUUUGAUCCACAAAUAACAAGAUUCUCUCGUCAGUUCCUGUUAUUUUUCUUUCUGCACCAGAUGUCCUUGUCACUUUUUCGUUUGAUAGCAUCCAUUGGUCGUAAUAUGAUUAUCGCCAACACUUUUGGAUCUUUUGCUAUGUUGGUUGUUAUGGCUCUUGGAGGAUUUAUUAUUUCCAAAGAUAGCAUUCCUAAAUGGUGGAUAUGGGGUUAUUGGUUUUCUCCAUUGAUGUAUGCUCAAAAUGCAGCUUCUGUAAAUGAAUUCCUUGGGCAUUCCUGGGAUAAGGCAGCUAGUGUGGAGACUAAUAUAAAACUAGGUGAGGCGUUGCUGAAAGCUCGCAGUCUAUUUCCCCAGAGUUAUUGGUAUUGGAUUGGGGCUGGUGCUGUACUUGGUUACGCGAUAGUAUUCAACUUGCUCUUCACACUCUUCUUGACUUAUUUGAAACCUUUGGGGAGGCGACGCGCAGUUGUAUCUAAAGAGCAACUCCAGAACAAGGAUAUCAUAGGGAGGGAAGAACGAUCUAUCAUUCAACUAAGAGAAUUUCUUGAGCAUUCGGGCUCAUUAUCUGGAAACCUUAAAAAUCAAAGAGGAAUGGUUCUUCCAUUUCAACCACUUUCCAUGUCUUUCAACAAUAUCAACUACUAUGUAGAUGUACCCCUGGAACUCAGGCAACAAGGCAUAUUAGAAGAAAAAUUGCAAUUGUUGUAUAAUGUUACCGGAGCAUUCUGCCCAGGGGUGCUUACUGCACUGGUUGGAGUAAGUGGUGCUGGUAAAACCACCUUAAUGGAUGUUUUAGCUGGCAGAAAAACUGGUGGACUCAUAGAAGGAACCAUCAGCAUUUCUGGAUAUCCAAAAAACCAGGAAACUUUCGCAAGAAUCUCUGGUUAUUGUGAGCAAAAUGAUGUCCAUUCACCAUGUUUGACUGUUCAGGAAUCACUUAUUUACUCUGCUUGGCUUCGAUUGCCAUCUCAUGUUGAUCACAAGACACAAAAGACUUUUGUCGAAGAAGUUAUGUCACUUGUGGAGCUUACUCCGCUAAGUGGGGCCUUGGUUGGACUUCCAGGGAUCGAUGGGUUAUCCACGGAACAAAGGAAAAGGUUGACGAUUGCCGUGGAGCUGGUAGCCAAUCCUUCAAUUGUUUUUAUGGAUGAACCCACAUCAGGAUUAGAUGCCAGAGCUGCAGCUAUAGUAAUGAGAACCGUGAGGAACAUUGUAAAUACUGGGCGGACAAUUGUGUGCACAAUUCAUCAGCCGAGUACUGAAAUCUUUGAAUCCUUUGAUGAGCUCUUAUUUAUGAAGCGUGGAGGAAGGCUCAUUUAUGCGGGUCCACUAGGUGCUAAUUCUUGGAAGCUUGUUGAGUAUUUUGAGGCUGUAGGAGUAACCAGAAUCAGUCCCGGUCAGAAUCCCGCUGCAUGGAUGCUUGAGGCUACUUCCACGACAGAAGAAAGUCGCUUAGGUGUUGAUUUUGCUGAAGUCUACCAGAAAUCUCGAUUAUUUCAGCAUAAUAGAGACUUAGUUGAGAGACUAAGCAAGCCAAGAAGAGACUCGAAAGAAUUAAGCUUUCCUACUAAAUACUCAAAGACAUUUAUUCAUCAGUUUAUUGCUUGUUUAUGGACGCAAAAUAUGUCUUACUGGAGAAACCCCCAUUACACCGCAGUUCGGUUCUUCUACACUGUUAUCAUCUCCUUGAUGUUUGGAUCCAUUUGUUGGAAAUUUGGUUCUAAAAGAGACACUGAACAAGAUAUCUUGAACGCCAUGGGGUCAAUGUAUGCAGCAGUCCUGUUUAUCGGAAUUACUAAUAGCACUGCUAUUCAACCUGUGUUUUCAAUUGAGAGGUUUGUUUCUUAUCGCGAGAGAGCUGCAGGAAUGUACUCAGCUGUCGCAUUCGGAUUUGCCCAGGUGGCUAUUGAGUUUCCUUACGUAUUUGUCCAGACACUUAUUUACAGCGCUACGUUUUACUCUAUGGCCUCAUUCCAGUGGAACCUAAUAAAGUUCUUGUGGUACAUGUUCUUUAUGUAUUUCACUAUACUUUACUUUACAUUUUUCGGAAUGAUGGUGACUGCUGUGACACCCAACCAUAAUGUGGCCGCAAUUCUUGCUGCUCCAUUUUUUACAUUGUGGAACCUCUUCAGCGGAUUCAUGAUUCCUGACAUGAGGAUUCCAAUAUGGUGGAGAUGGUAUUACUGGGCAGACCCAAUGUCAUGGACUUUAUAUGGUCUUUUGACAUCACAAUACGGUGAUGUUCAUCAACAAGUGAAGCUCUCAGAUGGAGUUCAUUCAGUACCAAUAAGUCAAUUCCUAAGAGAAGAAUUUGGAUUCAGACACGAUUACGUGGGUAUUGCUGGUAUCGUUGUGGUUGGAUUCUGUGUAUUCUUUGCAACAAUUUUUGCUUUCGCAGUAAAAUCAUUCAAUUUCCAGAGAAGAUAGCUAAACAGGUAAUAAUAAGAAAACAUGAUUGUGGGGUUUCGAAGAUUUGUACCAGUACUAGGAGAAGAUAUGAGGUGGGAUCAGUACGGCUUGUAUGACAGUGGUAGUUUGUUGUAGCAAAAUUUGUAAAUCGAUGGAUAUAUUUUUGUCUUUCAUUUUCAUAUAUAUGAACUCAAAUAUUCUUUAUAUUUAUACUUAUAAAAAGUGAUACAAUAAGCAUCUUACAUCUAUUUGC
Messenger RNA from Papaver somniferum (opium poppy), 4501 nucleotides. RefSeq names its product ABC transporter G family member 32-like. The record is from RefSeq and is a predicted model, not a curated record. Lineage: Eukaryota; Viridiplantae; Streptophyta; Magnoliopsida; Ranunculales; Papaveraceae. The transcript is spliced from 24 exons. Bases 1 to 4266 code for a protein of 1421 amino acids. Gene Ontology annotation, cellular component: membrane. Gene Ontology annotation, molecular function: ATP binding; ABC-type transporter activity; ATP hydrolysis activity.